Molecule: messenger RNA, 907 nt
Organism: Rhipicephalus microplus (southern cattle tick)
Lineage: Eukaryota; Metazoa; Arthropoda; Arachnida; Ixodida; Ixodidae
Product: venom metalloproteinase antarease TserMP_A
Biological process (GO): membrane protein ectodomain proteolysis
Molecular function (GO): metalloendopeptidase activity
Source: RefSeq, a predicted model, not a curated record
UAAAACACAAUGAUCGUUACUGUUUUAACCCUAUAUAGCGGCUAGGACGCUUGUAGGCCUUAGUGAGAGCUGUGCUUCUUUUAUGAUUAUGUAUGUCGGGGGCGGGAGCAGCAAAUUAGCGUUUCAAUUUACCCGUAUAUAACGAAUUAGGCAGUCACAAGACAAAAGAAAGUGCAGUAUGGGGAUCCCUAGAAAAGAACUAGGUAUCACCGGCACCGUUUUGUUCGCUCUGCUCUGGACAACACCUCAUGCAGAAACACGUGUGUACCCAAGACUGAUUGAAGGUAGGGCUGAUGACGGCGACUUGUUGCUGAACAUCCAUACGGGCCUGACUCUUCACCUUCGCAAAAGUUCUAUACUCGCAAGAGACUUCGUCCUUACAUCAGCCUCUGGCAUUGAAACACACAGCAUAAUUAGAGGAAUCUUGAACGAUCAACUCAGGAUUACGCCGGCUGUUCUUUCCCAACGUUCCGAUGAAGGUCUCAUUCCUCAUGAUGUAUUUACAGUCGAAGAAAGAUCAAGCACUCCUGCGAAUUCAUUGGGAAUGCAUCGGGAAGAAUAAAUGCCUGUACAGUUCUUCAUCACGAGUUCUCAUGAACUGUACCAAAGAACAUGUGGCCAUGUUACUUUCCUGGAAGCUCAUGAGAUGAAACUGAAAUGCGAACUAGGACGUACACCAACAUUUCGUCGUACUCGAAUAUUUCAACUAGUGGCAAUCAUUUCACAAUAUAGAUCAUUCAAGCCCACCUGAUUAACAACAAAAAAGUACUGAGACUGUACGCAUGAUUUCGGCCACUCUACAUCUAAAGGAUUAUGAAACGGUUCAUGCCAUAGCGCGAUGAUUACUCUGGUAGUGACCAUUGUUACUUUUUGUAAGUGCCUGAAAAUAGAUAUGGGCGUACAUGUC